AUGGGUGGUUCCGUCAAUCCUAAGACCGGCCAUUACAUUGGCACCUGGGGCGAGUUCGGCUGCCCUACCCCCCAGCGCAUCGCCACCUAUGCCCUCUCCUCCAACCGUCAGCGCCCCUUCGCCGGUGCUUUCCACGCCGCCAUCUUCAACACUUUCCGUCGUUUCCGCGGACAGGUCCUCUACGUUGUUCCUCCCUUCGUCAUUGCCUACGCUGCCCUGAACUGGGCCGUUGAGCGGUAA
This is a messenger RNA of Penicillium waksmanii, 240 nucleotides long. Its product is annotated as ubiquinol--cytochrome-c reductase subunit 8. The record is from RefSeq and is a predicted model, not a curated record. NCBI's taxonomy places the organism in Eukaryota, Fungi, Ascomycota, Eurotiomycetes, Eurotiales, Aspergillaceae. Gene Ontology annotation, biological process: mitochondrial electron transport, ubiquinol to cytochrome c. The coding region runs from base 1 to 240 and encodes 79 amino acids. The transcript has 3 exons.